ACGUAAAACAACAAAAAGUAUCCGAAUGCAGUCCAUUCAGUGAACAUAUACUGCCUGCUCAGUUUAAAAAAAGUUUGAAUCCUUACAAUCGUAGUAAACAGUUUUUAAAAAUGAACGGGCUUUGUCUGAUGAAAGUGGUGAAUCAAAGCUGAGUUUAUGGGGUGUCAGUGUCAGUGCCCUUCUGUUUAUAAGGGCUAAUAAAUGAAUAUAUUAAUUAUGUUUCAAGUUAUAUGGUUGCUUGGAAAGAGCUUCCACCCCAAGUAUGCAGCAUACUCAGCUCAGAAAAUCCGAAAAUCCUGACCAAUUCCUUUCUAGCAGUACAGUCAAGACUUCUUAUGUAGCUCAGCCAUCAGCCUAAUAUUUUUUUUUAAAGUUCCUAAUGUGUUCUUUAUGAGUUUCCUUGUAUGCCUGUCAACAUUUGUAGAAACCAAUGAUUUCGCCAAUAGGGUCAGUUGCCCCUUUGAGAAUAUUGUUUUAUUUUAAAUAUCAACACCACCAAUAUCACCAUCCCUCUCCCACUAAAUAAUUUAUAUCAGUAUUUAUCCCGGAUAUGUGAUCGGUGGAGGAAUAGAAAAUACCUCCUGCUUAUUUUCAUCCAUUCAAAGCCAGGCAGUUUACUAUAUACAUAAAUGCUCUAUUGGCGGCAAGGCUUUUAUGCCACAAAUGAUUUUAAUAUUUACAUGAAACAAGCCAUUACUUCUAACAUAGGCAUCAAUGGUAGUUAUGAAAUACUGAUUCCCCCCCCCUCCCCUCAUUGCUCUCUCAAUGUUGCAGUUGGCUAGACAGGAGCUCAUCUCUUGGCUGUGGGGCAUAUACAGACCGUCUGCUUUUGAACAGUCCUUCUUUUGACACCUCCAUGGUCCACUUCUCAUUCCCAGAAAGGGAAGGGGGGGGGGAAAGUCUCAGGAGAUGGGCCUCUUAAACUCUGCUUUGUGCAUUACUUUGCCUGUGAGCAGGGACCACCAAUUAUAAUUUAUAAUUUUAGAUUUAUAUACUUAAAAAUGUAAAUGGUGAAUGUAAAAAGCAGGUUUGCAAACAUGUCGCUAAAGUACAUUUUCCUUCAGGAUGUACUUCCCCCCCCCAACACUCCUGCCCCCCCCCACGCCCCCCCACCCAGUAAUCAUGCAGCAGUCUGUAGCUGUAUGGAGCUGAAGUUCAGCUAGACUGAAACAGCUACAGGUUUCUUGCCCCCAGAGACCACCCAUUUGCUGAAAUAAAAUGCAGAUUUUUUUUUCCUGGUUAGGGAAUAAUGGAAUUGAUGGCCAGGUUCCUCUGUGAUCAUUACAAUUUAUUCUUCCUUUCCUUUCCUCUUCCCCCGCUGUGCCCUAUCCAUACCCAUACCCCCUCCCCUGCAAGACAAGCAGUUUGCAGAAAGAUCCUUGAGAAUAACGGAGAGAAAUUUCCACCAACUUUCCAAAGGCUUUAAAUGCAGGUUUUUUAUUGUACUGUGAUUUUUAAAAAAUUGUUCCCCCCCCAAAUCAUAGCUUACAAUGAAACCUACUGCUUGAUUAAUCAAAAAAAAUGUUUUUAAUGAGCUCUGCAAGUUUUAUUUCAUAGGACAUAUCUUAGAAUGGUGUUUUGCUGAGCUCCAGAAGGUUUAUUUUAUAGGACAAGUCUUAGGAGAACACUAAUGAAGUUCCAGUGACUUUUUUUUCCCAUUCCACAAAUAUUUCCAAUUUGUCUGCACCAAUCAGGAUAGAGCUUCUCACCCUAACCCAGCACAUUACUGGCUGGUGGGUUUAGGAAAAAUGAGCUAUCUAUCUAUCUAUCAUUGCAUCUAUCAUCUCCUUCACACUUUAGAGAUGUGAUCAACCCUAAAUGAGGAAGAUACUUAGAAGUUGCUGUUAUGUGCACACACACAAACACACACACACAAACACACAUGUACACACACAAAGUGCUUGUUUUUUGCUGGAUAGAAAGGAAUUAUUGGUGCAACAGUCUGUGAGUUCUCCAUAUUAUAUUGUUUCUUUAGCUUCAGGAGGCAUCUUUUAGCCGCCAUUAUCUGCAUUGUUAUCAGUAAAGAUAAGGGCACUAGAAUCAGUGGUGGGAUUCAGCCAGUUCGCACCACUUCGGGAGAACUGGUUGUUAACUUUCUGAGCAGCUUGGCAAACUGGUUGUUGGAAGAAAUCAUUAGGGCAGAGAACCGGUUGUUAAAUUACUUGAAUCUGACCACUGACUGGAAUGAAUAUUUCAAAGGGAACAAAAUAUCAGGACCAUAUUUUGUUAUUCAGGUACUGCAUGUGCAACCUUUGCCACAGAAUUUGAGAACUUCAUUGAUUUAAGAACAUCACUGGGUCUUUUGAUCCUGGCAGGAAUCCAGAAUAAAUAGGAACAUAUCAACAGCCAAACUUUAUAAUAUAUAUAUACACAAUACACUUAUAAACACACACACACAACCAUAUUUAAUCAUUUAAUCAAUAUAUUUAAUAAAUUGAUAUGCUAGUCUUGGUACUGAUGGGUAUCCACAGCUAAUUAAUCCAAAGGCUCUCCAGAUGAGCUAGAUUUGUUUUACUACUUCCAAAAACCCAUGAGAAGUUUUUAAAAGAGAGAGAGAGGGAGAGAUUGAGAGAGAGAUUGAGAGAGAGAGAGAGAGAAAUUCUGGGGAAGGAAGGAAGGAAGGAAGAAAGCAUUUCUCCCCCCACUUUUUUUUCUUUAAAAAUAGCAACUAAUAAAAUCUGAGCCAGUGGGAGGAGAUCCCAGAGGAGAGGAUAUGGAAUUGAUUAUUGUUACUUAUUAUGUCAAAUAAGCAAGCAUUAUUCUAACUGCCCCAACCCCCCAGCCUCCCAAAGUCACUUUUUGAGUAUAACCUCGAGUCAAUGUUCAGAGCCCAAGAGCACCGGCAUUUUGCUUGCUGGUGUUGAAAUCCUACACAGUCAAAUCGCUAAAAUAAUAAAAUAAACUCAUCAUCAUCAUCAUCGGGCAGAUUACAGAUGUCAGCUCUUUAGUGCACAUUGAGCACCACAUUUGCAGAUCAUCAUUCUGGGAGACCGCCUUUGUUUUCCACUCAGAAACACUGAAACCCCAAACUGGGCUGUCUCUGUUUAAGGUUCCUGUUCCUUUUUUAGCAGCGGUUGCCUAAGGAAGGCAGAGGAGCGUCCUUCCUACCUACUUAGGGGGGUUUGCCCUUAGCACGUGGUUGAGGAGGGUCUUUUCUCAGCAGUAAGGACUGGAAGUGUCUCUGGAUUCCUUUCACACGCAUUGCACGGUCUCCAAGUCUCCUUCCCCACCCCUUCAAUCCACCCCUUGCAUCCGACAAGGACGGGACAUGCACAGGGCUCUGCAGGAAGAUGACCAAAAGGCCUCAGAAGACAGCUGGUGCCGAGUUCUCACUAGGAGGCCCUCCUUUAGCCAGCCGCACUUCCCAACCUCACUGAUAUCCCUGGAGGAGUCAGAAACACCCACAGGGUCUUCAGAGGGCUCCAAAGGUUCCCGACGACGACGUGCAUCCCUGAGACCUCUAGGGAACAGUCAUGAUGAGACCUCCAGGUUACGGCAGCUGUCAUUGGUUACCUCUUCCAGUCCUUGUGACGCCACCACCACCAAUGGCAGUAUCAAAUCGUGUAGCGGCCAUGUACCAAAACAGGUCUUCCCUUGGAUGAAGGAAACAAGGCACAGCGCCAAGCAGAAGACCCACCAUCCUUUUUCAGACAGCAGCUCUCCAUCAAGUUUCGCCUCGUCCAAGAGAAUUCGCACAGCCUACACCCAAACGCAGCUGGUGGAACUGGAAAAGGAAUUUCAUUUUAACAGGUACCUCUGCCGGCCCCGCCGAUUGGAAAUGGCCCAGCUUCUGAGGCUCUCCGAGAGGCAAAUCAAGAUCUGGUUUCAGAACAGACGAAUGAAGUACAAGAAAGACAGCAGGAUGAAGGGCGCCGUCUUGGCAUCGCCCAAUAACCGCUUUGAAGUGGGUGACUAUUAUGGGCACGUGGAGGCUGACUACGAGAUAGCCCCAUCGAAUUCCUGCAGCAAAUCCUUGGAAGAGAUUGACAGUUCAGCAGGGUACACAGGUCCUCUCUGUAACAGCCCUGUGACUUCAAUCUCUUUGGACUAUGGCCCUUUCUUUGGACCGGGAGAAAGCCAUCCUUAUGGACUUCCAGUUCUGCAAGGGAGCCCAAGAGCAAUGGGAGAAAAUUAUAUGGGAAAUGUGCCCGGGGUUGACUCUUUCUUCAGCUACCCUGAUUACUCCUCUGGAAACCUGGAGUACAGCUGUGCUGCUGAAAUCCCAAGCCAACCCCAGCUUGGGCCAUCCAACUCAUAUCCCAUUUACACAGAUUUAACCACACAUCCUGUGCCUCAGGGAGAUUCUCAGGGACCUGUAAAUCUUAUGCAUCUGUGAGAGUUGCCUGGACGGAAGCAGAGCAGGGGAAAUUGCUACAGUCCUAUUAUCUCAUUAAAACAAAUACCUCUAAGUGCAACCAACAGUAUUCCUCCCUCCCUCUCUGCCCACCCAUUACCUCCUAUUUAUUUAACUGUAUUGAAGUAAAAUUUAUUGGCUGGGGAAAGGUAGAAGCCACUGUUGGAUGUUUUACUCAAGGAAAGACCAGUUUGAUUUUUAAUAAUAGUGAUAAUAAUAAUAAUAAAACACCAUCGAAUAACAGCAUCUGCCUAUCUUGGGGAUAGGACUCAAUAGGUGGAUAAAAAUGCCAAAUCCAGUCUAAACAUCUGGCUGGUUGUGCAAUGGAUCAUAAUAAUAAUAGUAAUAAUAAUAAUAAUAAUAAUCUGGUCUGUUUCUUACAAGAAACACAUGUUGUAAUAUACUUUUAUGAAAGAUGUGAGAUUGGAUCUCAGCCAUCCAGUAGCAGAAGCAGCCAUUUGCCCACAGGUGGGGGAAGAAAGUCUCAUCUGAGUUACUUUCGUUUUCCAGGCGUUGCUUUCCCUAAAAUUAAAGAAAGUAAUUAAAAUUG
This is a messenger RNA of Pantherophis guttatus, 4904 nucleotides long. Lineage: Eukaryota; Metazoa; Chordata; Lepidosauria; Squamata; Colubridae. The record is from RefSeq and is a predicted model, not a curated record.